Acanthopagrus latus (yellowfin seabream) is the source of this 2785-nucleotide messenger RNA. RefSeq names its product F-box only protein 40-like. The transcript has 10 exons. The record is from RefSeq and is a predicted model, not a curated record. Gene Ontology annotation, molecular function: zinc ion binding; ubiquitin protein ligase activity; protein binding. Gene Ontology annotation, cellular component: cytoplasm. NCBI's taxonomy places the organism in Eukaryota, Metazoa, Chordata, Actinopteri, Spariformes, Sparidae. The coding region runs from base 463 to 2616 and encodes 717 amino acids.
UCAGUAUCUACUGCGACCUUGCAUCUAGGUCAAACUUUUAGCACCACUGGAUAAUUCGGGACAGUCGUCACCUAUUUUAAAAUUCCUGGUGUAUUCUGGUUCUCAUUAACCUCCUCUAUCAAUGGCUCUGACCUGCAGAGGGAGAAGCUCCUGAUUCUGUGCUGGAAACAGGAGCUCAGACUCAGUCAUUCCUCCUGCAAGUGAAGAAAUGUGGAUGAAGUCUGGCCUGAAUCCACUGCAGCAGGGCGACAGACUGAGGGGGGAGUCACUCCUCCUGCUGAACCUGCUGGCUGCGUCUUGGCUAAUUUUAACCUGUCAGUACAAAAAGCACGGCGACUGAAAGCAGCGUUAUAAAACCAAAGAGAGGAGCAUGUCAACGCGCCUGCAGAGCCCCCUCGGUAAGACCCGAGUCUGGGAUGAAGACUGACCCCUCUGACUGAAAAACACCUGAGUCCUGUAGACAUGAGUCAUCGUUCUCGGGCCUCCAGGGUGCGACAGCAUGUCCACUGUGACUCCUGCUACAGCCGGCGCUGCAGGGCCCGGGUGGAGGUCUCGGUGUGCUGUGCGCUCACCUCCUGCCGCCUGCUCUGUGGAGCCGUCUUCCACCUGUGCAAAGAGGAGGAUCACCUGCUGCUCUGCCCAAACGUCAGGGUGCCCUGCCUCAACGCUGCGUACGGCUGCCCGGUCCACCUGCCUCGCUCCUCGCAGGCCGCUCACCUCCAGGUGUGUCCGGCCAGCGUGGUGUGCUGCUCCAUGGAGUGGCUCCGCUGGCCCAGUGACGACACCGACCCACACAAUGAUAUAGCUCUGAAGGAGCAGGUGAUGAAGGAGAGAGAGGAGCAGGGGGAGGUGGAGGCUCUGGAUCUGGCCAUGGCCCUGGUGGAUCAGAAAGAACUUUUCAACCGCCUGAAAAUGAAGCCGCUCUAUCCGGAGCUGACGGAGGCAGAAGAGGAGGAGCUGAAGGAUGAGAAGAAAGAGGAGGCUGCUGUGGGAGGCUCGGUCAGCAGCAACGUGAAGAAAGAGUCCAGUGAGGUAGAUCUCCCUACAUCCGUGCGUGAGCGUCAUGUUGAAGAACCGGCACAGACCAACGUGGUGCAAGACUUCAGCAUCAACAUUGAGAAAUACAACAUUUGUGAGAUGAUGUUCGGCAUGGAGAAAGGCGCCUGUGCUGUCGCCGAGGCAGAGAAGGACAAUCCCAAAGAAAACCCAAAGCCUGAAGAGAAGGUGAAGAACCAGAGGCAGGACGGCGUGGGGAACAAAUCAGAGGUGGAUGACGGAGAUCCGGGUGCAGCUGGAGCCCAAAGCUGUCCUCCGCCAGACACCAGUAAGAUGGGGCUGGCCCCGUGGCAGGAUGGCGUGCUGGAGCGUCUGGGCCGGGAGCUCACCCCUCAGGAGUACAACAUGUACGUGGUGCAUCACGGCCGCAUGCUGAUGGCCUUUGGACACAUCCAGGCCUGUACGCCCAGGGAGAAGGACUUCGUCUACGGCAGCCUGGAGCCGAUCCCAGUCCAGACCGUGCGAACGUUCAAGGUACCUGUUAGUUAUCACUACCGCGAGCGGGUGUACGACACGGACGUUCGCCCGCCAACGGAGACUCGCAGUGUGGACACGUCGGACCUUGGUGCCGGCGAGGAGGAGUGGUUCUGUGAUGAAGCGGAAACCACCCUGCUGGGCUACGCUGACAUGGAGGUCAUGGGUCACAAGAUCAGCGAGCCGAAGGCAGCCGACGGGCUCUUCGUCGAUAUCGGAACGCAGACGCACUCGUUCCGCACGGCUCCGUUCAAAGCCAAGACGACCCUGGCGGAGGUGACGGUGGACAGACCUCUGAAGCUUCACCUGCAGCUGCAGACAGAGAGGGUGAGCGGCAGACACAGCAGAGCCACCUGCGUCUUCACCUUCCUCUGCGGUCACACCUUCCACCGCAGGGAGUUCGCCACACAUUUCAGAAACGUCCACAGCGACAUCCAGACGUCUCUGAGCGGAUGGUUCGAGCAGAGAUGUCCUCUGGCCUACCUGGGAUGCACCUACAGCCAGAGGAGGUUCCAGCCGUCCACACAUAAAGCCACCGUCUACUAUAAUCAGCAGCUCAGAAGCUUCAACCUGCGACCGACACUCGUGGCCUCAGCAGGUGAAGCCUCCCGGCCACCGAGGAGCUCGGCCGACUCCUCCACCGCUCAGAGGAGGAGAGGAGGUGGAGGGGAGGACUCCCUGAGCUCGCUGCCCUACGAGGUGCUGUGCCACGUGGCCACGUUCCUGGACAGCCUGUCGCUGUCCCAGCUGGCUCUGGUGUCCCGGCUCAUGAGGCAGGUGUGCUCCACGCUGCUGCAGGACAGAGGGAUGGUCACCCUCCACUGGGAGAGGAAGACCUACUCACAUGGAGGAGCCAAGUGGAAGGCCAAACCUGUGUGGGAGUUCAGUCACCUCUUCUCCGCAGUGGAUUCGUGGCACAUGGCCGACACCCCUCCGAUAUCUGCUCAUCUGAAAGUCUGUCCUUUCUACGAGACCUCUGAGCACAGCGAGCGAGUUCCCCUCCCGAGCAUGAGCAAGAAGAAGGAGGACAGCAAGGAGAGGAUGAGCCUCGUCAACCUCUUCACAGGGAACAGAUGGCCACAAUAAACGGAGAACAUUUAACUCUACCUGCUGUGUGUAGAAUAAUCCACAUGUUCACUAUUUACAUUUACAAAUCACCACACGGGAAAUAAAUCAACCUGAACUGAUUAAUGAUUUACUGCAAAAACUUUAUUAUCACUCUGGAUUAUAUGAAUAAUAAAAGGUCUGAAGCAAC